GUGUACUGGUGCUGUGGUGACCCAUCUGGGCGAAUUGGUCCAUAUCGCUUCCUGCAGUGGCAGGACCUUUCCACUUGCGGGAAGCGGAAGACGCUCUCAGCCUAUCGGUGUAUGAUGAUGGAGAUACAAGCCAAAGUUCCGCGAGGCUGCUGGAUAUCAACCCCAACGGUGCAGCAGGCUCGCGAAAUGCUUCAAGGCGCUAUUCCGAAGCUUCGUAUCAGCGAUGUAACACCAAAAAAUCGUCAAAGGCGCAAAGAUCAGCUCAAAUGGUCUACUGCAUUGAACGAGAUUCGAGAAAAUCGCAGUAGAUCGAGCCAAGACGCGUAG
Molecule: messenger RNA, 327 nt
Organism: Phytophthora sojae
Lineage: Eukaryota; Oomycota; Peronosporomycetes; Peronosporales; Peronosporaceae
Exons: 1
Source: RefSeq, a predicted model, not a curated record